Molecule: messenger RNA, 7383 nt
Organism: Sapajus apella (tufted capuchin)
Lineage: Eukaryota; Metazoa; Chordata; Mammalia; Primates; Cebidae
Gene: UACA
Product: uveal autoantigen with coiled-coil domains and ankyrin repeats
Exons: 19
Coding region: 3048-7259 (1403 amino acids)
Molecular function (GO): actin binding
Source: RefSeq, a predicted model, not a curated record
UACCUCACUUCCGAUUUCUAUACAUCAUUUCCCUUUUUAAUCUAUAAAUUUGUUCUGACCACGAGGCAUCCCUGGAAUCUCACGAAAUCUGCUGUGAUUCUGGGGACUGCCUGAUUUCUGAAUUGUUCAUUGUUCAUUUAAACUCCUUUAAAUUUAAUUUAGCUGAAGUUUUUCUUUUAACAGUAACUCUGACCUGGAGCAGGACCCCUUGCGACUAUCGCCAGUGCCUACAAUUUUGGGGCAUAACCAUCUGCCGUGCCUCGUACUAAGAUCAUUCACAUCUAUUAGCUAUUUGAUUUUACAUAGAUAGUUUCUCUGUUGUUAUCUUUGCUUUGUAGUUGAGGGCACUGAUGCCUAGAAAGUGUAAAUAAAUUGUGCCACUGGUGUACAGCAGGUAGGUAUCAGAGCUGGACUCUGAACCCAGGUUUGCCUGACUUUUGAGUCAGGCAAAAUUCUGAAGAACAAGUGUUUUAAAAACUAAAGUGCUUUUUGAAGAGUCCAGUGGGAUUUGUAGACUGGUAAAGAAAGCUUGAGGUGUGGGAUGUGCAGGAGUAAGUGUGAAGAAGAAUCUUUUAUUGACAACGAGCAAUGGAAUCAUUUGCUCAGUUGCAAUCAACUGAGCCACACUCACGGGCUAACUGCCAUCAUCUCAGGUCAAUAGAUAUUUGUUGUCUGAAUGUGGAUAGUUUACUGGGAAACAAUGUUGCUGGUAAAUGGGUGUUACAGAUUUAGCCUAUUUAACAAUUUAGUCAAAGAGGAAAGGAUUCAUGAAGCAGAUAUGGAUUCUGGUCCUUAAGGUGGGUAAGAAUCUAGUGACUACCAAAUUACUUACUGAAAAAUUAGUUUUAUAGUUUCAAACCAGACACAGAAGAAACCUUAGAUAUAGUCAAAUUAGAAUGGAGCUGGGGAGACAGACAGUAAACUAAUGAACAGGUAAACAUCUGAUAUAGUGGCAGAUACUAAUGAGCUCCUUGCAGAUAAAUAAAACAGGGCACAAGGAUAAAGAGUGGUGGGAUAGAGUGGGACAUGGGCUGUUUAGAUGCCAAGGUCUGAGAAGCCCCCUCUGAGGAAGUGACAUUGGAGAAGAACCUGAAAGUAGGGGAAGAAGAACUUUAUAGGCAAAGGGGACAGCAAAGGGGUGGGAAUUUGCUUAGGGCUCUUGGGAAAUAGCUAUGAAGGAUGCUGUGAGAGCAGGAUAGGAGAUUAAGCCCCAGAGGCUGGGGAGGUGGCAGGCAGCUCAGGACAUCCAUAACACUAGGAGACACAAAUCCUAUCUCCUGAGGAUGGGCAGCUCAUUAUAUGGCUUUAGUUACUUGUUGCUGAUUUCCCCCUUCCUUUGCCUUUGCUGUCCUAUUUCUAGAAAGAAUGUGCUUGCUUUGUUACUCAAAGGACAGGGCCUGAGUUCCAUCACAGAUUUCCUCUGAAGGAGGGUGAAAUAGACUGGGCAGAGUCUCUGGGUUUAGCCAAAUGAAUCCAUUGUGGUAUCUUGUGGUUUGGGGGGAAAAAUCAUUGCUUCAGAAACAAGAUAUGGUCUAUGACUCUUAUAUAUUUUAUAAUUAGAAUAUGGGCCUAAUGUUUUAAAGUUAAAUUGUAGGAAACGCAUUUCUUGUGGAAGUUCAUGGCAGAAUUUUUAAUGGGCAGCAUGAUCUAUAAUUUAGCAGCUACCUCCUUUCUAUAAACACUUGUGUUAGAAUGUUUUGCAUUCCCAUGAAACAAUUUUCCCAAAUGUGUCUUUUUGGAGGAAGUGUAAAUUAUUCUCAUGCUAUUGUGGUAAUGAGAACAUGGUAAAAAAAUAAAUAAAAUAAAAACAAAAACCCUGAGCUUGCACUGGUCUUGGUAAUAUAAGAAAUGUUGAUACAAGUAUGUGAUCAUAGAGAAUACAGAGAAUUUAUCUGCUUUGUCCCCAAAUGGAGAUUUUUUUUUUAAAUAGUCUAGCUCAUUGUCUUAUGUGUAUUUGCCUCUUUUAGUGUUUAAUCAGUUUUUUUUAAAUCCAAUGAAUCCAGGUAAUUUGACUUUCCACCAAUAAAAUAUUAACUUGUCAUAUUAGGCAGGCGCUAAACUUGGAAAUUAAAAGUAAUGAGUUAAAUUUAAAAUUUGUUGAAAAGUAUUCAUCAUGAUGUAUUCUAUUUAAUGUUUUGGCAGUGCCUCUGGCUGUUCUCAUUUAACAUGCUAGGAGACAGACUGGCAGCAGUUGUAAGCUGAAACCUGGUUGUAUGCAGAAUGAGACUGAUAGGGGUACAAAAUAAAAUGGAGAAAAUUCGAAAGUGUUACUGUGUGUGUUUCCUUAAAGUGUGACACGUUUGCUUAAAAUAGAAUUUUAUAUUCUGUUUGUCAAGGCUAUUAUAACUUCAUGUUAGAUGAUCCUAAGACUGAAAUUGGUUUUACAUUUUGUUUUGUGGAAUAACCAAAUUUGUCUCUUAAAAUGUUGUCAUUAUGUCACACAAUUUGUUUUGAUAUAAUAAGCAUAUUUUACAAUAUGUUUGAGUCAUUUUCCCUAGUAGACCUGAAAUUUAUUACUCAGAGGAAAAGCAUGCAUUUACAAUAUAUUCUUAGCUGCUCCUUUCUAUCAUUCAGCUGUCAAGUCCUAUGGAAUCUAAAAUAAAACUCAACCAAUGGGAGACAGCCUCCACACUGUUUACUGGACGAUUGGGAUGUGGACAGUUUUAUCAUGCACUGCAGCGUCUGUGUUGCAGUGUUGAGGCAGCAGGAUGCAGAGUGCUGUUCCAGUUUUCCAGAGGGGUCCCAGAACGGGACAACUUUGAAAGCUUCUAAAGCAUAAGAAAUAGACAGAGUUACUGUACCUGACUUGGGGCUGCUCUUAAUCAAGUGCUGCGUUGCAAGGAAGAUAAUAUUCGAGCGUUAUGAAGGCGGAGAAGGAUCCUGAAGAAGAAGAAAAUAUCGUUAGAGAUCCAAGCUAAGUGUAGCACAGCAUGUGAGGGACUGAGUCACUUCAGGAGUUUGUUUGAGGGUUUUCUUUGUUAGCAACAGAGAUUUGUAACUUAAUGCAAAGUGGUUUGCCGUUAGCAACAAGAAACUAAAUCCUGUCUAUGAUGAACUGUUGGUUUUCUUGUGCUCCUAAGAACAGACAUGCAACAGAUUGGAAUAAAUAUGAUGACCGAUUGAUGAAAGCAGCAGAAAGGGGGGAUGUAGAAAAAGUGUCCUCAAUCCUUGCUAAAAAGGGUGUCAAUCCAGGCAAACUAGAUGUGGAAGGCAGAUCUGUCUUCCAUGUUGUGGCCUCAAAGGGGAAUCUUGAGUGUUUGAAUGCCAUCCUUAUACAUGGAGUUGAUAUUACAACCAGUGACACUGCAGGGAGAAAUGCUCUUCACCUGGCUGCUAAGUAUGGACAUGCGUUGUGUCUGCAAAAACUUCUACAGUACAACUGUCCCACUGAACAUGCAGACUUGCAGGGAAGAACUGCACUUCACGAUGCAGCAAUGGCAGAUUGUCCUUCUAGCAUACAGCUGCUUUGUGACCAUGGGGCCUCUGUGAAUGCCAAAGAUGUAGAUGGGCGGACACCACUUGUUCUGGCUACUCAGAUGUGUAGGCCGACAAUAUGUCAACUGCUGAUAGAUAGAGGAGCGGAUGUUAAUUCCAGAGACAAACAAAACAGAACUGCCCUCAUGCUAGGUUGCGAGUAUGGUUGCAGAGAUGCAGUAGAAGUCUUAAUUAAAAAUGGUGCUGAUUUAAGCUUGCUGGAUGCCCUUGGCCAUGAUAGUUCUUACUAUGCAAGAAUUGGUGACAAUCUGGACAUUCUAACCUUGUUGAAGACUGCAUCGGAAAAUACCAACAAAGGGAGAGAACUUUGGAAGAAAGGACCAUCUUUGCAACAGCGAAAUUUGACACACAUGCAAGACGAAGUAAAUGUGAAGUCAUAUCAGAGGGAGCAUCAAAAUAUUCAGGGUUUGGAGAUUGAAAAUGAAGAUUUGAAAGAGAGGUUGAGAAAAAUGCAGCAAGAACAAAGAAUACUUUUGGAUAAAGUCAAUGGUUUACAGUUACAACUGAAUGAGGAAGUUAUGGUUGCUGAUGAUCUGGAAAGUGAGAGAGAAAAGCUGAAGUCCCUUUUGGCAGUUAAAGAAAAGCAACAUGAAGAAAGCCUAAGAACCAUUGAGGCUCUGAAAAAUAGAUUUAAAUAUUUUGAGAGUGAUCAUUUAGGAUCAGGAAGUCAUUUCAGUAACCGAAAAGAAGAUAUGCUUCUUAAACAGGGUCAGAUGUAUAUGGCAGACUCACAGUGUACUUCCCCAGGUAUACCAGCCCAUGUGCAAAGCAGAUCUAUGUUAAGACCUCUGGAGCUAUCUUUAUCCAGUCCAACAUCAUACUCUGAAAAUGAAAUUUUAAGGAAAGAGUUAGACACAAUGCGAACUUUCUGUGAGUCAGCAAAACAAGACCGACUGAAGCUCCAAAAUGAACUGGCACACAAAGUGGCAGAAUGCAAAGCAUUAGCAUUAGAAUGUGAAAGGGUCAAGGAGGAUUCAGAUGAACAGAUAAAGCAAUUAGAAGAUGCAUUAAAAGAUGUACAGAAGAGGAUGUAUGAAUCAGAAGGUAAAGUUAAACAAAUGCAGACCCACUUUCUUGCCCUUAAAGAACACUUAACAAGUGAAGCAGCUACAGGGAAUCACAGACUAACCGAGGAACUAAAGGAUCAGUUGAAAGACAUGAAAGCAAAAUAUGAAGGUGCUUCAGCAGAAGUGGGGAAAUUAAGAAACCAAAUCAAACAAAAUGAGAUGAUAGUAGAAGAGUUUAAGAGGGAUGAAGGCAAGCUGAUAGAAGAAAAUAAGCGAUUGCAGAAGGAACUUAGUAUGUGUGAAAUGGAGCGAGAGAAGAAAGGAAGAAAGGUCACAGAGAUGGAAGGCCAGGCAAAAGAAUUGUUAGCAAAGUUGGCCCUUUCCAUUCCAGCUGAAAAAUUUGAAAACAUGAAGAGCUCAUUAUCAAAUGAAGUGAAUGAGAAAGCAAAAAAAUUAGCAGACAUGGAAAGAGAAUAUGAAAAAUCACUUAGUGAAAUUAGACAGUUAAAGAGAGAACUUGAGAAUGGUAAGGCUAAGCUUGCUCAGCAUGUCAAACUGGAGGAACAUGAACAGGUUAAGAGCAGAUUAGAGCAGAAAUCAGGAGAACUUGGGAAGAAGAUCACCGAGUUAACAUUGAAAAAUCAGACAUUACAAAAGGAAAUUGAAAAAGUUUAUCUGGAUAAUAAGCUCCUUAAGGAGCAAGCACAUAACUUAACAAUUGAAAUGAAAAAUCAUUAUGUUCCUUUAAAACUAAAUGAAGAUAUGAAAAAGUCACAUAAUGCAAUUAUUGAUGAUCUUAAUAGAAAGCUUUUAGAUGUAACACAAAAAUAUACAGAAAAGAAAUUGGAAAUGGAGAAAUUGCUACUGGAAAAUGACAGCUUAAGCAAGAAUGUGAGUCGCCUAGAAACUGUGUUUGUACCUCCUGAGAAACAUGAAAAAGAGGUAACAGCUCUGAAAUCCAAUAUUGUUGAAGUUAAGAAACAGCUGUCUGAACUUAAGAAAAAAUGUGGCGAAGACCAGGAGAAAAUACAUGCUCUCAUGUCUGAAAACACUAACUUGAAGAAGAUGAUGAAUAAUCAGUAUGUGCCAGUUAAAACCCAUGAAGAAAUUAAAACAACACUGAAUAACACGUUAGAUAAAACUAACAGAGAAUUAUUAGAUAUGAAGAAAAAAUAUGAAGAUAUAAAUCAGGAAUUUAUAAAACUAAAAGAUAAGAAUGAAAUAUUAAAAAGAGACCUGGAAAACACUCAGAACCAAAUAAAAGCUGAGUACAUCAGCCUGGCAGAGCACGAGGCAAAGAUGAGCUCGCUAAGUCAGAGCAUGAGAAAGGUGCAGGAUAGUAAUGCUGAAAUCCUGGCCAACUACAGAAAAGGCCAAGAAGAGAUUGUGACACUGCAUGCCGAAAUUAAAGCCCAGAAGAAGGAGCUCGACACAAUACAAGAAUGCAUUAAAGUAAAAUAUGCACCAAUUGUCAGCUUUGAGGAGUGUGAGAGAAAAUUUAAAGCAACAGAGAAAGAACUAAAAGAUCAGUUAUCAGAGCAGACACAGAAGUAUAGUGUCAGUGAAGAAGAAGCCAAGAAAAACAGGCAAGAGAAUGACAAGUUAAAGAAGGAGAUUUUUACCCUUCAGAAAGAUUUGAGAGAUAAGACGGUUCUCAUUGAGAAGUCUCAUGAAAUGGAAAGAGCAUUAAGCAGAAAAACAGAAGAGCUAAACAAACAGUUAAAAGACUUGUCACAGAAAUACACAGAAGUAAAGAAUGUGAAAGAGAAGCUAGCAGAAGAAAAUGCCAAACAGGCUUCUGAGAUACUUGCAGUGCAAAAUCUUUUGCAAAAGCAACAUGUUCCAUUGGAACAGGUUGAGGCUCUGAAAAAAUCUCUUAAUGGCACAAUUGAGAAUCUAAAGGAAGAACUGAAGAACAUGCACAGGUGUUAUGAGAAAGAGCAGCAGACAGUGACCAAACUGCAUCAGUUGUUGGAGAAUCAAAAGAACUCUUCUGUGCCCCUGGCAGAGCAUUUACAGAUUAAAGAAGCAUUUGAGAAAGAAGUUGGAAUCAUAAAAGCUAGCUUGAAAGAAAAGGAAGAAGAAAGCCAAAACAAAAUGGAAGAAGUCUCCAAACUUCAGUCUGAGGUUCAGAAUACUAAACAAGCAUUAAAAAAGUUAGAGACUAGAGAGGUAGUUGAUUUGUCUAAAUAUAAAGCAACAAAAAGCGAUUUGGAGACACAGAUUUCCAGCUUAAAUGAAAAAUUGGCCAAUCUGAAUAGAAAGUAUGAGGAAGUAUGUGAGGAAGUUUUGCAUGCCAAAAAGAAGGAAAUAUCUGCAAAAGAUGAGAAGGAAUUACUACAUUUCAGCAUUGAACAAGAAAUCAAGGAUCAGAAGGAACGAUGUGAUAAGUCCUUAACAACAAUCACAGAGUUACAAAGAAGAAUACAAGAGUCUGCUAAACAAAUAGAAGCAAAAGAUAAUAAGAUAACUGAAUUGCUUAAUGAUGUGGAAAGACUAAAACAGGCACUCAAUGGCCUUUCCCAGCUCACCUACACAAGUGGGAACCCCACCAAGAGACAGAGCCAGCUGAUUGACACUCUGCAACACCAAGUGAAAUCUCUGCAGCAACAGCUGGCUGAUGCUGACAGACAGCACCAAGAAGUAAUUGCAAUUUAUCGGACACACCUUCUUAGUGCUGCACAGGGUCACAUGGAUGAAGAUGUUCAGGCGGCUCUGCUCCAGAUCAUACAAAUGCGGCAGGGGCUUGUGUGCUAGCAGUUAGCACUUGCUGCCAGUAUCUGUUUUAUCUUGCUGGUGCUGAACAUUCUUUGUACAACUCCAUGGUCUUUCUGGGCCGUACUGUGCUGGUAUAAUUAAAAUAAAAUAUAUUUUGUUCCAU